Quercus lobata is the source of this 2686-nucleotide messenger RNA. Its product is annotated as U-box domain-containing protein 30-like. The record is from RefSeq and is a predicted model, not a curated record. The coding region runs from base 746 to 2092 and encodes 448 amino acids. Gene Ontology annotation, biological process: protein ubiquitination. Lineage: Eukaryota; Viridiplantae; Streptophyta; Magnoliopsida; Fagales; Fagaceae. The transcript has a single exon. Gene Ontology annotation, molecular function: protein binding; ubiquitin protein ligase activity.
AGUAGUAGAAGUAGAGAGAGUGAGUAAAGGCUCAUCAAAGAGUGAGAGUGUGUAGUGUAGAGGUGGAGCCUUUUUGCCAGGGAAUGGCUUUUCUCUCUUCCUUUCUCUAUAUCUCUCUCUCUCUCUUUCACUUUGGCGGUACGGCCUCUCUCAUUUUUCUUCUCAAAGCUCCUCAAUUUUCAUGUUUCUAUGAUCUGGGUCUCACUUAUUUUUUCCUCUAAAUUUCUACACUACUUGUUAGAUUUAAAUACAGUGGUCUUUUUUGUUUUUGUGUAAGAGUGCACUGUUGUUGGUCUUUGGGGAGUGGUCUAAAUUUCUUUUUGUUGGCUUUCGCAUCUUUAUUCGGUAAAAGGGUUGUUGAUUGAACCCUUUUGAAGCUUGAACAAGAAGUGAAAGAAGUUUGAUUGUAUGUUUAUGAUGUGUUGUGUGUGUGUGUGAGUGUGUGUUAUGAUGGUAAUGAUUCUUUUGACCAUAGAAAGAGAUCAGAUAAGGGAAAGUGAAAAGGAACUGUAUAUGAGUAUGUGUGUACACAAUAAAGAGAGUAUUGUUGCUUGUGAUUGUCAAUGAGAGGGAAUUUUGAGGGUUAUACUCUCUCAUUUAUUCCCUUUCUUCACAUCUCAUGUGCAAGCUAGGUGUAAUGUGCCUUGAAGAGUGGUCUUGUUAGUUCAGAGAUUUUGGGUGGGAGUUUUGUAUAUUUAGUUUCGUUUUUAAUUUUUUUUUCCUGUUUCAAAAGGGGAUUCUGAAAAUGCCUAUGUUUCAGCCCUCUAGGAGGGGUGGGGUUGUUGGGUAUGAAGGUGGUGGAGAUGGGCAUGUUCUAGAUCUAGACACUGCUGUCAAAGAUGGGGUUUUGGGUGGGGUUGGUGGUGGGGUUGUUGGAGCUGGUGUAGAGAAAUUGGAUCUGAAGAAGAUGAUUGAAGAGCUUGACUUAUCUGAGGUUCCAUCUGUGUUCAUUUGCCCAAUCUCCCUUGAACCAAUGCAAGACCCUGUGACUCUUUGCACGGGCCAAACCUAUGAGAGGUCCAACAUUCUCAAAUGGUUCAGUUUGGGGCACUUCACCUGCCCCACCACAAUGCAAGAGCUUUGGGAUGAAUCCAUUACACCCAAUAGGACUCUUUACCAUCUAAUCUACACUUGGUUUUCUCAGAAGUAUUUGCUCAUGAAGAAGAAAUCAGAAGAUGUACAGGGACGGGCGUCGGAGCUUCUGGAGACACUAAAGAAGGUGAAGGGUCAAGCAAGAGUUCAAGCCCUCAAGGAACUUCAACGAGUUGUGGCAGCUCAUUCCACUGCUAGGAAGACAGUGAUUGAUGAAGGUGGGGUUGCUGUAAUUUCAUCAUUACUGGGUCCAUUUACAUCCCAUGCUGUUGGUUCAGAAGUCAUUGGGAUUCUUGUGAAUUUGACCCUGGAUUCAGAGUCGAAAACGAACUUGAUGCAGCCUGCGAAGAUUUCGUUAAUGGUGGAUAUUCUGAAUGAAGGGUGCAUUGAGACGAAAAUCAAUUGUACCCGAUUGAUCGAAAUGUUAAUGGAAGAGAAGGAUUUCAGGUCAGAGGUUGUUUCAAGUCAUAGCCUCUUGGUUGGUUUGAUGAGGCUGGUGAAGGAUAAGAGACAUUCAAAUGGAGUCUUGCCCGGACUUAAGGUCCUCAGGACGAUAUGCCUCCAUAAAGAAGUGAGGGCCUUGAUUGUGAGCUUAGGGGCUGUUCCUCAAUUGGUUGAAUUGUUGCCUGCUUUGGAUCCUGAUUGCUUGGAAUCAGCCCUGUUCAUCUUGGAUGCAUUGUCCACUGUACAGGAGGGAAGAUUAGCUUUGAAGGAGUGUUCGAAUACCAUUCCAAAUAUGGUGAGGCUAUUAAUGAGGGUUUCAGAGUGCUGUACCCAAUAUGCUUUGUCAAUCUUGUGGUCUGUAUGCAAACUUGCCCCUGAAGAAUGUUCCUCAGUUGCUGUUGAUGCGGGUCUUGCGGCAAAGCUCCUCCUCGUGAUUCAAAGUGGUUGCAAUCCUGUCUUGAAGCAGCGGUCUGCAGAGCUUUUGAAGCUGUGCAGUCUAAAUUAUUCGGAUACUAUCUUCAUCUCCAAGUGCAAGCUUACAAGAACAAUCCAAUGAGUGGAAAAUGUUACUCUGUAUCACCCACCACCCUUUGAAGCUUUGGGGCAAGGGAGGUAAAGGUCCUGCCACAUCUAAGUCUAUGGAUCUCCGAUGAACCCCAAAAAAUGCGGUGGGGUUUUGAGGUACAUGUUUGCUCUCCUGUACAUAUUGAAGUAUUUCAAUUCCAACAAUUGAUUCAACAUAAAUGAAGAAGUAUGUAGACAGCAACAACCACUGUACAGGGUUCUCCUUGUAGGCAGUGCUCUCGAUGGUUUUCAAAUAAACCCCGUCAAGAAAAUUAUAAAACUAUGUAAUAUCUGUAUUGGGGGUACACUAUUGUAAGAAAGUAAAUGCAGUUGUUGGAUAAGACACUUGUUAGGGGAGGAGAAAUCGUGGCAAAUUUUUGGAGCUUGCAAUUGCAAUUGUAAUUCUUAUGUUGUUGCUUUGCUCCAUGGCUUCCUUGUAUUUCCCUUCAGGGUCUUAGAGACCUCCAAUUUUCCUUGCAAUUAGUGGGAGUUUUGCUUCUGACCCCGCAUGUGUAGAGACUGGAAGUGCCUUUGGCCUUCAAAUUUUAUUCCAUGUACAAUGAUAUCAACCUUUUUAUUUCCAUUU